Molecule: messenger RNA, 1779 nt
Organism: Saxophila tyrrhenica
Lineage: Eukaryota; Fungi; Ascomycota; Dothideomycetes; Mycosphaerellales; Extremaceae
Exons: 2
Coding region: 1-1779 (592 amino acids)
Biological process (GO): DNA-templated transcription; regulation of transcription by RNA polymerase II
Cellular component (GO): nucleus
Molecular function (GO): DNA-binding transcription activator activity, RNA polymerase II-specific; RNA polymerase II cis-regulatory region sequence-specific DNA binding; zinc ion binding
Source: RefSeq, a predicted model, not a curated record
AUGACGAGGUCCUCUUUGAGUGGCGAGUUUCAUGCGAUUCGUUCCGAACAAGGGAAAGGGAGGCCGAGCGGGGCGUCAAGGAGUGUGUGGCAUAAGACUAGGUUGUUUGGGCAGAGUCAUUGGUUGAAUAGCAUCGUGGGUUGUCAAGACCUCUUCGAGCUGCUUGAGCCGCACUUCAAAGGCGGGAGAUCUGAUCUGCUCGUCAAAGUCCACAGAUGCAAGAGUCUUGCGAGGCAGAUCAAGGCCGGCUAUACUCCAGAAUGGCCCACUUCGCUUACCAUGGACCUGCCUUCGAGGGAUGUCUCAGAUGCGUUGAUCCGCUGUUAUCUCGGCACGUACGAGAGCAUCUAUAGAGUGCUUCAUGUGCCAACGUUCAGGACCGACUACGAAGCCUUGUGGACCUCAAAUGAGCGGCCAAGCGAGGGGUUCAUGGUUCCGCUGAAGCUCGUGCUUGCCAUCGGCUCAGCUACCUACGACGAGAAUUUCUCCCUACGUACCUCCGCUAUUCGGUGGGUGUACGAGGCACAGACAUGGCUCGCAAACCCAUCCAUGAAGUCUAAAUUGGGCAUCCAGUACCUUCAGAUUAACAUUUUGGCCCUUCUUGCUCGCGAAGUCACUGGCAUCGGGGAACAGUUCAUCUGGACAACCGUGGGAACAUUGCAGAGAACGGCGAUGUAUAUGGGUCUGCACAGAGAUCCGACGAGACUGCCCAAGACUACUCCUUUUCAGGCAGAGAUGAAGCGGAGGCUCUGGAACACGAUUCUGGAGCUGUCGUUGCGUUCGAGCUUCAUGUCCGGUGGACCGCCAUCGAUAUCGCUUGACGACUUCGACACCGCUGCUCCUGCCAAUUUUGACGAUGAGCAGCUCAACCAGGAUAGUCCUACCCCGACGCCAGCAGAAGCAUUCUCCGAUACCUCUAUAGCCAUUGCCUUACGUCACACCUUCCCACUCCGCCUAAAGAUGACCAAAUUCCUCAACGACCUCCGCUCUAGCAACACAUCCGAAGAAGCUCUCCGCCUAGACGCAGAGUACAAGGAAGCCUACAAAGUUCUCCGCCAAACCUUCCAGCAAUACAACCCCUCUACCGGGCCCUCACCAAACGACUUCCAACUCCAAACCAUCGACCUAAUUCUCUCCCGCCACCUUCUAGCCCUACACCUCCCCUUCUCCAGCGCGGACGCACAAGACAAAACUUACGCCUACUCCCGCAACACCGUCCUCGAAACCGCAUCAAAGCUCUGGUCCGUAACCACUACCCCCUCCACCACCCUCUCCCACCUCGCCAUCACCACAUCCGGCUACUUCCGCAUCGCAGUACAACAGUCCUCCCUCCUCCUCGCCCUCGACGCUCGAGCACGGUUGAAAGAAGAGCAAUCGCUCGGUCCUGUACCGCUACGCCGUGACCUUUCGGCGUUGCUCGAGGAGGCGAAAGCAUGGCACCUCCGCACGAUAGAGGCGGGGGAGCCGAGUGUGAGGGGGUAUUUGUUGAUCUACUUGUUCGCGGCGCAUAUUGAGGGGUUAGCGCGUGGGUUGAACGGGGCGGAGAUGGGGGCUCUAUUAGUAAAGAGGGCAGAGGAGGCGAUGGAUGUGGGGAUUUCGGUGCUGGAGGGUAAGCUGGGCGUGCAGGGGCCGUCUCAAGGCGACGAUGGUGGCGUGGGUGAGAUGGGGGAUUUGGGCAUGGAUACGAAGUUAUUCGAGGGCUGGGACUUUUUGAUGGCGGAUGGUGGGGGGUUUGAUCUGGGAGAUAUGAACUGGAGCUCUAGUGGAAUAGCGAUGUGA